AUGUUUGAUUACAUGUUGAUACAUCGCAAGCUUCUGCUUCUUUUAUUCAUAGUUCAACUUGGGAUAUGCCUGAACUUUGACAGAUCUGCUAUAUUUUCAGGUUCCCAAACAGUUGACGAUGGGAUCACGGUUGCUUCUGGAGUAGAGGCAGGUUUCGAAGCCUUUGAACUAGUGACUAUCAAUGGUGAUAUUAGCAUUGCCGAUAGUGGCCAACUUUGUGUAGGACAAUAUGGUGUCUCUGGAAAUUCAAUUGACAUUACUUCAGGGACAUUGAUAAACAAUGGUAACAUGUUUUUGAGUGACUGGACUGAUAAUACUGUUUCCCUCACUGGUGAGAAUUUUUACAAUUACGGGACUUUCGGUAUCAGUUCAUCUGCAACCCAUAUUACCUUUUUAUUUUCCACGAAUUUAGUCAAUGACGGCAACAUGUUUAUUUGGAACAAUGAUGCACAUACUGAAUUUGAAGGACCUGAAUCAGGCGCCAUUAAUAAUGGGGUAAUUACGUUUGACCUAUGUCCUCCACAGAUACCAUCGUUUCUUGGUUCAGGAUGCAUAAGACUUAAAUAUGCAGAUUAUAUGUCUAUUGAUGUCUCUUCUCCAUUCAAUCAAACUUUAAAUGUUAUCAAUCCAUUUACUCCCAAGCUAAAUUUUACUGGGUCACCGCUACCUAAUAACAAUAUUGUACUUCGAGGUUUUGAAACAGAUUAUCCCUGGCAGUUCAUUACGGAUUAUUAUCCAGAAGCGACAGAUGUAGAAUUGUUUAGUUAUACUUAUAACAAUAUAACAGGGAUACUAAAUUACAUGGCACCGGGCAGUACAUAUACCUUUGAUAUUGGAACUGGGUUCAACGAAAGUACAAUUGAUUUGGGAACACCAGGUAUGAUCCUGGUAGGACCACUUACUGUGAAACAAGAAGCUCCCACCAAUUGCCCAGCCAACCCUUAUGAUAAUACCAAUGGAAUUUUCCCUUGUGAUGAUUUUUUUCCAAUACCAUCAGCAACUACUAAAAUUGCGCCAUAUUAUCAAGAUAGUAUAACUGAGAUUAUUUCCUAUUAUUCUACAAUAGCAUCUGACAGGUUACCUACCACUGUGGCAAUUACCACAUAUUAUAUUCCAUCGAUUAAUGUUCCCCCUGUUUAUACAACUACGUUUCGCUACGCAGCUACGACAUUCACUGAAGUGAUUUCGUAUUACACAGCGCCUGGCACAUACAUGGGUUUAACAAAUCUUCCAUUUAUAAGAACAACGAGUAGUAAACUAACUGUUUUUCCAUCCCCAUACGCCACAACACUCACAACAGACAGUAUGACUGUCUCAGGAGUGGUUUCAUUUUACAUUAGUAGUGAUAUUUCCAAGUCAUUUACAGCGUCCACCACUUCAUUUUUCACUGAGACCAAAAAUGUUACUACCACCGUUACUGAAUAUCCUAUGGGGACAAUUUACCCAACAAGCUGGUUCUCCAAGCUUAUUAAUGGGACUUCAACAACUACUUAUUCUACGUCAAUAGAGACAUAUGUCGUAAAAACACAUUCCUGA
This is a messenger RNA of Naumovozyma castellii, 1536 nucleotides long. RefSeq lists its product as uncharacterized. The coding region runs from base 1 to 1536 and encodes 511 amino acids. The transcript has a single exon. NCBI's taxonomy places the organism in Eukaryota, Fungi, Ascomycota, Saccharomycetes, Saccharomycetales, Saccharomycetaceae. The record is from RefSeq and is a predicted model, not a curated record.